This is a messenger RNA of Anolis sagrei ordinatus, 1933 nucleotides long. RefSeq names its product FUN14 domain-containing protein 2-like. The record is from RefSeq and is a predicted model, not a curated record. Gene Ontology annotation, biological process: autophagy of mitochondrion. Gene Ontology annotation, cellular component: mitochondrial outer membrane. Lineage: Eukaryota; Metazoa; Chordata; Lepidosauria; Squamata; Anolidae.
AUGGAUUUGGAUUUGGAUCUGGACGACGACGACGACGAGGAGGGGGAGGAGCCAGAGCCGGAAGAGGCGGGGCGAUUAUUCCGGACGUUACCGCUGACUGGCGCCCAUUCGUGCUCCUCAUUGGUCCGCUUGGAGCAGGAGGCCAAGCGGCAGAGGCGAGCCGAGCUGCAGCGGGAGAAGGAGCGGGCCGCCGCCAUCAUGCGCGGAAAGCAAAGUGUCGAUGAGGUGCUGGACCUGGCAGAGUACACCAAGAGGCGGCCUUGGUGGCGAAAACUCUUCAAGCCAAACUCGGGGUCCAGCGCGGAAAAAUACAGCGUGGCCACCCAGCUGGCCAUUGGAGGAGCCACAGGAUGGUGCACUGGCUUCAUUUUCCAGAAGGUUGGGAAGCUGGCCGCGACUGCCGUGGGAGGAGGCUUCUUUCUGCUCCAGGUUGCCAAUCACACAGGAUACAUCAAAGUCGACUGGCAAAUGGUCGAGCGGGACGUGAACAAAGCGAAGGAGCAAUUGAAGUUCCGCAGCAGCCCUAACAAUGAGCUACCGCCAGAGGUGAAGACCCGAGUGGACGAGGUGAUCCGCUUUUUGAAGAAAAAUGUUAUCCUGACUGGAGGGUUCGUUGGAGGGUUUCUGCUUGGCUUGGCGUCUUAGGAGCUGACCAGAUCAGACUGCUCUGCCGUUCCCUGUACAGCUGCCAUCUCCUCUCUGGAUUCUGACUCCAUUGGCAGACUUGUCUGCAGGAACAUUCUCCCUCUUGGAUUGUCUUUCUCUUUGUACAUGCAUCAUUGCUGCCAAAAAAUAUUGUCCUUGGGGGAGUUUCCCCAUUUUAAUUUAUUGGAGGAAGGAUUAGAUGGAAAAGCUAGCUGCUACACUAGAUACUAUCGAUAUCUUUUAGGUCUUUCAGAAUGACCUAUUCAAAAUAUUGCGGCUAUCACUAUAAUAAGCGCUCCCUUGUCUUUAUAUGCACUUUCUUGUUGUGUUUAUUUUCUUUCAAGCCCAUCCUGGGAGGACAAGGGGGCAUCCAGUAUUUAGUAUUUGCCUGGUUCUUUCUUGAACAGGUUCUGUAUACUGCUUGGCAAAGCCAGAGCUGGAAACACAGAUCUUCUUGGCAUUGCACAAGCUGUUAUUUAUACCUCUGGCUGAAUCCAUAGAGCUGGAAUGACCUGUGGAAAUUCUGACUGCUCCGCUUUAUUUUCUGCUGUCCUCUGCAGCUGAAGGAGGACUGGCAAGCGGCAAGAUCCUCCUUCUCUAGAAAGUAUUAUUUAGAGUGCUCAACAGUCACAACCUUGGAUGGAGUAGACAUUCAAAAUGAACUAUGCGCACGGUGGUGGAGAGGAUAGAAGAUGACUUGCUACAAUUGGGAGGCUUUUUAGAUACCAAUGGUCUUUGCCAUUGUGAAAUGGGGAGGGAAUUGCAUAUUUUCUGCCACUUCCUUUUAUUUGGUACUCUAGCUCCAUGAAAUGGUUUGAAUACCAGAUCGAGAGAAGUUGCUUUAUCACUGCAGGAGUUUUGUGUUGGGCAGAUGGCUAAAGUUUGCAUUUCUCCCAAUGCCAUUCCACCAGCAUAACAUUGCUUUUUCCACUCAUUGCAGGAGAAGGUAUUAAGUACCUAACUGCAUGCACACAUACCCCACAGCAAAUACUCAUAGCUAGUUAAUAGCUGGGGGUAGUAGGGAGCUGCCCAAGCAAUAUCAGUCUGGGGUUCUAUAGAUGGGAGAAAGCAGAUGCAUAAUGUGUAUUUUUUUUUUCUUGCAAUUCCUGCUCCAAUAUCCCAAGAACUAGGGCAGACAUUAUCCCAAGAACUAGGGUUUUUAAGGAGUGCACUGUGUAAGCUUCUACUGCCAAGUUUUCGUGAACUAGAGGCUCUUUAAUCAUGUAUUAAGAAGUUGUCGUUCAGGAAGGUUUGUGCCACAAUAAACCUCUUCCUUUAUCAGGUGUUA